UAUAAAUUCUGAAUUCUUGUGGCUGUGACCGCCAUGCAUGAGCUCCCCAGUGAUGAUGGACAGUCAUGUCUUUGGUAAUAUUUUCAAGACAGGAGAGCAUCAAAGGUGGACUUUGGGCAUUCACCAGAACUGGCAUUUGAACACCCACACCUUUUUCCCCCAGCAAAGGUGAAUCCACCUAACAGGAGACUCUGGUGACCACAGGGCCUCGCUCCCCAGCUCUAGGGAAAACCUGGUCCGCACAUCCUACAGCUCCGCUAGGCGGAGGCCUAGCGGUUUCAUCAUUAACGUUGCACAAGGACAAUAGCUCAUCAAACCUACCGAAAGCCCCCGGACCCGUCGCCGAGCCAGGGCUGGCGGGGGAUGAGGCUGAGCGACUCCUCCUAGAGGUGGUUAUGUGGAGAAGGAGCAAUCCCUUCUCCCUCCUCCUCCUCCCCCCGCUACUAUCCGCGGCCCAGAGAACUGCCGCUUGCCGCCAUUGACACGCACAGAUAAAACCCAAAGAAAGGCAAAGAGUCCUGCCCGGCACCGGCUCGGCGCGGGCUGAACCUGCGGCCGGGGAUUGGGGCGCACAGGCCACCGGGCGCCCGGAGCCCGCGGCGCAGCACCAGUACUGUGUAAGUGCCGGGAGGCCACUGUGUCAGCAAGCUGAGAGGGAUACUGAGGCAAGAUGUCGGGCCGGAGCGGAAAGAAGAAAAUGUCCAAGCUGUCCCGGUCAGCCAGGGCCGGUGUCAUCUUUCCAGUGGGGCGACUGAUGCGUUACCUGAAGAAGGGGACAUUCAAGUACCGGAUCAGCGUGGGCGCACCUGUCUACAUGGCUGCAGUCAUUGAGUACCUAGCAGCGGAAAUCCUGGAAUUGGCCGGGAAUGCCGCAAGAGACAACAAGAAGGCCCGGAUAGCCCCCAGACAUAUUCUUCUGGCCGUUGCCAAUGACGAGGAGCUCAACCAGCUGCUGAAAGGAGUGACCAUCGCCAGUGGAGGUGUCCUGCCCAGAAUUCACCCCGAAUUGCUGGCCAAAAAGAGAGGGACCAAAGGCAAGUCAGAGACCAUCCUUUCCCCACCCCCAGAGAAGAGAGGAAGGAAGGCAGCAUCUGGCAAGAAGGGAGGGAAGAAAUCCAAGGCUGCCAAGCCACGGACAUCCAAGAAGUCCAAACCAAAGGACAGCGAUAAAGAAGGAACAUCAAAUUCCACCUCUGAAGAUGGGCCAGGGGACGGGUUCACCAUCCUGUCUUCGAAGAGCCUCAUGCUAGGGCAGAAGCUAUCACUGACCCAGAGUGACAUCAGCCAUAUUGGCUCCAUGAGAGUGGAGGGCAUUGUCCACCCAACCACAGCCGAAAUUGACCUCAAAGAAGAUAUAGGCAAAGCCUUGGAAAAGGCUGGGGGCAAAGAGUUCUUGGAAACUGUAAAGGAGCUUCGAAAAUCCCAAGGCCCAUUGGAAGUUGCUGAAGCUGCCGUCAGCCAAUCCAGUGGACUUGCAGCCAAAUUUGUCAUCCACUGUCACAUCCCCCAGUGGGGCUCCGACAAAUGUGAGGAACAGCUGGAAGAGACCAUCAAAAACUGCCUCUCAGCGGCUGAAGACAAGAAGCUUAAAUCGGUUGCCUUCCCACCCUUUCCCAGUGGCAGAAACUGCUUUCCCAAACAGACGGCCGCCCAGGUGACCCUCAAGGCCAUCUCUGCCCACUUCGAUGACUCAAGCGCGUCCUCGCUGAAGAACGUGUACUUUCUGCUCUUUGACAGUGAGAGUAUCGGCAUCUAUGUGCAGGAGAUGGCCAAACUGGACAUCAAGUAGUUACAGCGGGGAUGGAGGACCAGCGAUAUCAUAAGAGUGGGGUUUUAUUUUUUAAAAGGAGCGAGGAAAGGUGACAUGCAAGGGAACAGAGGGUGGCUGAGAGGGACAUGGGAGCAGAGGCAGCGGGCACAGGUCCCAUCCACCAGGGGAAGGGGCCCCCUGCAUUUUAUAGUCUCCUGCAAAGGGCCUCUUCUGUAAUUAACCAGGGCUCCACCAGGGAUUUCUGCUCAUAUGUUUUCUUCCUGUUGUUUUAGAACUUUUUAAAAAAAAAUAAAAUAAAAACAGACCUCGUUUAGAUUUAUAGCAUUGACUUUUAUACACCCUCACCAAAAAAAAAAAAAAAAAAAAAUCACUUCAAAGUUCUUAAAUCUUUGGUUCCUCCCUUUUUCCAAGUGAAGAGGGAGUGAACCACUUGGGAGUACUGGCUUUCUUCCUCAGUGGAGAGAAGACAGGAAACACAUCCCUGGGUGCUUUUCUCAUCUGUUUUAGAGUCCCCUCCUCUGACCCCCCCCCCAAAUAUCUGUAACUCCACCUAAAAAGUUUUUGCUUUGGGAUUUCUGUUUGUUUCAUUUUGUUUUUUUAAAGAAAAAGAAAAUGAAAGGAAAAAAAAAUAAAAGAUCCAGUGUCUUUCUUA
Molecule: messenger RNA, 2423 nt
Organism: Nannospalax galili (Upper Galilee mountains blind mole rat)
Lineage: Eukaryota; Metazoa; Chordata; Mammalia; Rodentia; Spalacidae
Product: core histone macro-H2A.2
Exons: 9
Coding region: 671-1789 (372 amino acids)
Biological process (GO): nucleosome assembly
Cellular component (GO): nucleosome
Molecular function (GO): structural constituent of chromatin; protein heterodimerization activity; DNA binding
Source: RefSeq, a predicted model, not a curated record